AUGCAUGACUGUGAUAUAGAUAUUAUGGCAAUUACAGAGUCCUGGCUCCUACCAAGCAUUCCUAACUCUUUCCUGUCUGUCCAAGGCUAUCAUCCAAUAGCCCGCACUGACGUUGGAGAUGUCCGAAAACAUGGCGUAUGUUUCUACAUUAGAGACAACAUACCCUUCAUUUCCAUUGAUAGCAACUGUCCCAAUACUCACAUAGUGCACCUAGUUUCCCUCAAAUGUUACAUAAUUGUUGUAUACCGACCACCGUCAAAUACUCAAAAUGACAAUACAGCAUUGAUUAAUCUCCUAGAACAGUUUUGCACAGGCAAGGAAGUUCUUAUACUGGGUGAUUUCAACUUGCCAGCUGUUGAUUGGUCUAUUGAAGAUGUCUUAUUCCAAGACUAUGAUCCUCUAACUCUAGCUUUUACAAAUUGCUUUAACACUAUUGGCCUCCAUCAGUGGGUUGACUUUCCCACCUUUACAUCCUCCGGAAACACCCUUGAUUUAAUUUUGUCUAUGGAAACAGACAGAAUAGGGAGUGUUGAGUCGCUCUGUCCCUUGCCUGGUUGUGGACAUGUCCCCAUCAAGUUCACCUACCAUUUCACAUUCAAUACUUCUCAAGAUGGCAACGUUUGCAUUAAAAAGAGAGCCUGGGAAAGAGGAAAGUACAAAAUAAUAGACAAUCACGUAUCACAGAUUGACUGGGACUAUGAGUUUUGCCAUCUUUCAGUAGAUGCAAAGUUCAAUAGACUUUUGCAAAUCCUCACUCCUCUCAUAGACUCUUAUAUUCCUCUAUGCAAGCAGCUUAGUCCAAGCUCUCCCCUUAGUCCUCCUACUGCUUUAAAGAAAAACAGAACAACAGCCUGGCAGCUGUUCAAGUCUACCAGAAGAUUCUAUGGGCGCCACUCCAAACAAUGCACUCAGGCCUUGGAAAACUACAACAUUAUCAAUCGCCAAUACAGAAACCACUUUAUCUACUCCCAGAUAGCUUACGAAAGGACUCUCAUGGAUAAUCUUAAAAGAAAUCCAAAAGCCUUUCAUCAGUACAUUCGUAACAAAAAAGUAGGUGCUCCCUCCAUGGGCCCCCUAUCACAUCCGGAUGGUUCUCUAGUAGAAGAUUGUGCUGCCAUGGCCGAAAUUUUUGUGAACAGUUUCUCCUCUGUCUUCAAAGACAGCUGCCCAAAUCCUUUUCCCCACCAGACGUUUCAGGGCACCCUUGACAAUGUAAAUAUUACUUACUCUGCUGUGUAUAGGCCUUGA
This is a messenger RNA of Portunus trituberculatus (swimming crab), 1248 nucleotides long. RefSeq lists its product as uncharacterized. The record is from RefSeq and is a predicted model, not a curated record. The transcript has a single exon. Gene Ontology annotation, molecular function: catalytic activity. The coding region runs from base 1 to 1248 and encodes 415 amino acids. NCBI's taxonomy places the organism in Eukaryota, Metazoa, Arthropoda, Malacostraca, Decapoda, Portunidae.